CGGGGAUUAGGCCUAGGUACAUGACGAAACCUGUGGUGUACGUGGGUAACCGGAAAAGCGCCGACCGACCGACCGACCGACCGACUGACCUGCCAACCUACCGUCAUAUGCAGUAUCCCUUUCGCUUCUCUAUAGCACAUGUAUCUGUGUAGUGCCCAGCGCAAUGGACGUGAUGGAGUCCGACGUGUCUGACAGCAGCAUCUCCAGUCAAUUAUACCGGGAAAACGAGCCCACGCGGUUGUGCCUCUGACUGCAGCAUGUCCCUGACUGAGCUAAAUGCCUGUCUCAAGGAUGUCUGGACCUGUACUGAGCACAACAAUCUGGCCAGAGCAAAGACCAGGCUGAAACCACUCGACAAGGAGACCAAGAAAAAGAUCAUGACAUUGAAAAUAGCUGAGAAAACACCAUUAUUCCUUGCAUGUUGGAAGGGGUUUGUGCACUUUGUGAAUUACUUCUUGGACGAGUGUGGUGCAGACAUUGAACAGAAAGGUAUCUUUGAAGUUUCAGAAGAUCAGUCGAGACAUUUAGUCACCCCGUUAUGGUGUGCUGCUGUGGCCAAUAAGCUGGAUGUUGUCAAGACAUUGGUUAUUCAUGGAGCGAAUGUGAAUGGAGAGUCGGACACUAAGUCUACUCCUGUUAGAUCAGCUUGUUUCAUGACCAACAUUGAUGUGGUGAAGUAUCUUGUGAAACAAGGUGCUGACAUUCAUAAACCUAAUAUCAAUGGUGGCACUUGUUUGAUCAAUUCAGUCCAGAGUGUGACAUUGUGUCAGUUCCUGGUUGACAACGGAGCAGAUGUAAAUGCCCAGGACAACUCUGGUAACUUAGCCUUGCACUAUGCAAUACGGGAGGGCAGGAUUGACUCGGUCAGAUUGCUGGUGAAGUGUGGCUCAAAUGUUUUGAUCAAGAAUGAACUGGGAGACGAUGCACUGCAGACUGCAAGUCUCCGAGGGUUUGACACCAUUGUAUACUACUUGUUGGAGGCAUCGAAGCUCAGUGAGCAGAGGAUCAUUGAUGCUUAUGAGCUGAUGGGGGCAAACUAUGUAGAUGAGAAACACGACAUACCACAAGGUAUACAGUUCUGGAAAAAGUCUUUAGAGAUGCGACAAGAAUUGUCUGAAUUGGUUGAAGGAAAGCCUUAUCCUAAAGACAACAACCAGGCUUAUGAAAAUGAAACAGAAUUCAAAAAUGUGAAAGAUCUUGAAAAGAUCAUUUCAUGUCCUGAUGCUAUUUAUAUGCAAGCAUUGUUGAUUAGAGAGCGUAUUCUUGGUCCGAAACACAAGGACACCACGUUUGGAUUGAUGUAUCGAGGUGCAGUCUACGCAGACACACACCGAUAUCAGCGCUGUAUCGACAUCUGGUCUUACGCUCUCCAUUUACGACAUGUGAACUUUGAGGCGCUCAAUCAUGAGACUAUUUUCAUCAACCUGCUCUCAAUCACCAAGUUGUUCUGGGAGAUAUGGACAGAACAGCAGGAUCAUUCAUCGGAGGAGGAACGUUUAAAGUUUGAUGAUGUCUGCCGUGUGAUAGAAAUAUGUGUGGAUCAGAUUGAGAAUAGUAUAGAGAUACCAGUAGAUCAAUCGGACAUUAAAAAACUCCGUCACAAGGAAUAUUUCCACACUGUGUUACUCCUCAGUUUACACUUGCUCAACUUGAUGUGUUACAUGGAGCUUGAGGAAGAAAACUCCUUCAAGUUCCGUAAGUUAGUGCACAAGUUAAUCGUUCUCAAUCCUCUGGGACAACGAGGAGAACAUCUGCUGCAUUUGGCAACUGAUUAUAGGUCUUCAAGUGUUGACAACGAGGAAUGUUCACGUCUACCAAAUGUCAAGUUAGUACAGCUGCUUAUCAACUGUGGCGCAGAUGUGAACUGUGUUGACAGUCGUCGCAAUACGCCACUGCAUGUCCUUGGUCAAAGCUUGAAGCAGGACCGCAGCAGCUCUUGUCCAUAUGAUAAGAUAGCUGAUUUGUUAGUGUUGCAUGGAGCUCAUGUUGAUGCUUGCAACACUUUAGGGGAGGUGGCAUAUCAGGUGAUGGUAAAUAAGAACAAGAUGAUCGUACCAUUUGAUCAUAUUACUCUCAAGUGUCUGGCAUCCAAGGUUAUUCGUAAGCAUGCAUUGAAGUAUGAGGGUGAGGUCCCCGAAUCACUCAAACCAUUCAUUGAAAUGCAUUGAAGGAUGAGCUGAGGUCCCCAAGUCACACAGACUAUGUCUUGAAGUAUGAGGGUAAGGUCCCUGAGUUACACAGACUUAUGUAUUCAAGUUUUAGGGUGAGGUCCCCAAGUCAAGCAUAUUCAUGUACACAUCGAUACUGUGUUAUCGACAGAAAGAACUUCUAUGAUAUUUCGGGUGACUGGUUCCCCUCCAUGUUGGCCUUGGUUGGGGAACAUAAUGAUGAUGUGAAUAAAUUCCAGUGUUUG
Lineus longissimus is the source of this 2413-nucleotide messenger RNA. RefSeq names its product protein fem-1 homolog C-like. Gene Ontology annotation, molecular function: protein binding. Lineage: Eukaryota; Metazoa; Nemertea; Pilidiophora; Heteronemertea; Lineidae. The record is from RefSeq and is a predicted model, not a curated record. The transcript is spliced from 2 exons. The coding region runs from base 258 to 2168 and encodes 636 amino acids.